UCAGAGACUAAAUGGCUUGCAGUCUGCACUCUGAGAAACUCAAACUCUUCUGUCUGGACCAUCAGCAGCCAGUGUGUGUCAUCUGCAGAGAUUCAGAGAAACACACCAACCACAGAUUCAGACCCAUCGAUGAAGCUGCUGAGGAUCACAAGAAGAACCUUCAGAAAACUCUGGAACCUUUAAAGGAGAACCUGGAGCUCAGGAAGAAAGUUCUAGAGGAGUUUGAUCAGACAGCAGAACACAUGAAGGUCCAGGCCCGACACACAGAGAGGCUGAUUAAGGAGCAGUUUAAGAAGCUUCAUCAGUUUCUAGCAGAGGAAGAGGAGGCCAGGCUGGCUGCACUGAGGGAGGAAGAGGAGCAGAAGAGUGGGAUGAUGAAGGAGAAGAUGGAGGCUCUGAGCAGAGAGAUAGCAGCUCUUUCAGACACAGUCAGAGCCACAGAGGAGGAGCUGAGAGCUGAAGACGUCUCAUUCCUGCACAACUACAAGGCUGCAGUGGAAAGAGUCCAGCGCUGCCCCCUGCUGGAGGAUCCACAGCUGCCCUCAGGAGCUCUGAUAGACCAGGCCAAACAUCUGGGCAACCUGGCCUUCAACAUCUGGAGCAACAUGGAGAACAUGGUCUCCUACACUCCUCUCAUCCUGGACCCAAACACUGCUUAUCCAUGGCUCAUCCUGUCUGAAGAUCUGACCGGUUUGAUGUUAGGAAAGAAACAGCAGCUUCCCGAUAAUCCAGAGAGGUUUGGAUCAUGGUGGUCUGUCCUGAGUUCUGAGGGCUUCAACUCAGGGAACCACAGCUGGGAUGUUGAUGUUGGAGACAGUGAAGCCUGGGAGGUUGGUGUGAUAGCAGAGUCUGUCCAGAGGAAGGAAGUCAUAAAGUCUGGAUGGUUGGUUCUUUGGUUCUAUGAAGGUAAAUACUCAGCACGGUCUCCUCCAGCUCCUCGCAUGGAUCUCUCAGUCCAGAAGAAGCUCCAGAGGAUCAGAGUGAAUUUGGACUGGGACAGAGGAAAGCUGUCAUUCUCUGAUCUGGACACUAACUCACACAUACACACCUUCACACACACCUUCACUAACAAGAUGUUUCCAUACUUCAACACUGAGGGGAAAGUAAAAAUCCUACCGAUGAAGAUCUCAGUGAGCAAACAGCAGCUCUGAUGUUCUCAGCAUGAAGAACACAAAGUCCAGAUGAAACCUUGUUGAUCUGAUUGAAACUCAGUGAUUUUAAACAUAAUCUUGGAGUUUUUUAUUCUGAAUUACUUUGAAUUUAAAGUUAGUUCUUGGGUUACUUUAUAUUUUGGGUUAUUAAUCAGAUUUAUUUGUAGGUUAAUAAUUAUUGAAAUGUUCAGUUUUUGUCAGUCAGGAAGAACUGUGGGGGCAUUUCUAUGAGUAAAGGGACUGUUUAGGACCAGAAUGCACUGGGGUGGGUCUAUGGUUGUUUUUCCAGAGCAGGAGAAGCUGCAGGAAA
Molecule: messenger RNA, 1461 nt
Organism: Fundulus heteroclitus (mummichog)
Lineage: Eukaryota; Metazoa; Chordata; Actinopteri; Cyprinodontiformes; Fundulidae
Product: nuclear factor 7, brain-like
Exons: 1
Coding region: 12-1151 (379 amino acids)
Molecular function (GO): zinc ion binding; protein binding
Source: RefSeq, a predicted model, not a curated record